CGCAGUCAAGCGCCUAGAAGCCAAAGUUCACGCGCUUUCACAUUCAAUAGAGAUACAGCGACAAUUAAACGACUCUAGAACAGAAACUGCCAAAAUGAGUCAUCUCAGACCAUCGCCUCCAAGACGGGGACCCCCGGAUCCAUCUUCGCGCUCCCAAGGAAAUCUACAGAGUGCUGCAACCAUAUCCAAAGACGCGACUCAUGGACGUGCUGGUGAAGAGAGACAGAUCUUAUCGAAUCUUGCACAAAGAGCUCAAGCAUCUAAUGCAUUUGGCGUCCGUUCAGAUGAUCCUACUCCUGCUGUUGACCCGGGUUUUCUUGCCCCUCCUCCUUCCCUGGACCUGCCACCACCAGACCUUAUGAGCCGACCUCCUCCCGCUGGCUCGGGAUACAAUAGUGAGGAAACCGACGACGAAGAUGAUGACGACAAGAGCUUGUUCGAUCUCGCUCGUUCCUCAUCGAUCGUUUCUGGAAAACGACCUAUGGCCACUAGUACAUCAGCAAAAGUCCCCCUCGACUGGCAACCGAGAUGGUCAUCAUCCAGUGAUACCGAAUUUGUUGCAGUAACGAAUGAAGACGAAAAAACGGCAAUAUCAAUUGCCACACCGGAAAUAAAACGUAGAGAAGGGAAAAAACCAUCGUCCGAGGUGGACGGGGAAUUAUCUCCUGAACCGAGGUCUUCAUCUGUCUCGGGAUUGACGGAAACACUAGCCGGAGUUAUUCAGAAACAACUCAAACACAAUUUGCUGGGGCCGGGUCCGGACUCUACAAUGUUUAAAUUUCUUCUCGAUAAUAUCGAAAGACUCGAAUGGAUCAACAUUGCGCUGAACGAUAAACUGGAAAAGCUGGGAAACCCCGAGAAACCAAUAAGUCCCACCACCAAAGAACAGGCAGAUGCGCCGGUAGUAGCCGAGUUGAGUGCAACAGAUGGCACCUCUGCUCGAAUCACCGGGGUGCAAGUCUUACACAACGUUGUAUGUGGCAAUUUCAGACACGAUCACGACGGCGUAUACUUUGCCGAUCAACCUAUCUAUAGGGAGGGACAAUCUCGAAGGAGCAAACAGCCAACGAAAAAAUUGGAAGGAACUAUAGUGAUAAACGAUGUGGAAGCAUACAUCAGGUGUAACCCGGAACUGUCAUUCGUGGUCUUCAAAUCUCAUGUUUGCGAGGAUCAACGAUUUCGCUAUGUCCGCCCUCCUUUCAAUCUGAUGUGUGCCUGCCGAGUUUGCGUGGAAAAUGAACUUCUCCAACAGCGUAAUGUUGGAGAGAUGCAAUCUGAGCAACUUAGGGUGGUUUCUCCGGAGCUCAAACGGGCUCUCCGGUCUCUAGGUGACUGUCGCAUAGAUGGGCAUGUCACUGGUACAGAGGACGAUCCCCAAAUGUCCGCACCGUAUCUGUACUUGUAUCAUCACCGCGCGCAGCUCAACAGGAAAUUGAGAGAGGAGAAGACCAGUGAGACAGAACACUUGCAGCGAUUGAAGGACUGGUUGGAUGAGAAUUACGGAAAUCAGUACGAUGAAGCUGAUCAGCUUUUCGCGGACGGUCUAGUCUCCCAAAGUCAUAUCUCCAAGCUGUUCAAGCCGAAUCAGGUCAUCAUAAAGCAGAAGCCGGGCAGAGAUGCAAAGGCCUACGUCGUUCAGUAUUGGCCAUUUCUCAAGGGAGAAGAACUCUACACCCAGGUUUGGUCUUGGGAGUACGACGGGUUCGAGCUGAGAAGGAAACGCAAAUUGCUCUCGCUUACCUUCCACUCGCAGGAAAACAUGCGUGUUACGGACCUGAAAGUGUUUCCUCUGGAGUAUGCUCCUCAAAGUCUCGUGGAUUCAGUCAUCAAGCGUGGCCAAAAGUACUGGAGCAUGAGAAAUGGAAAGUUUGUGAGCUACUCCGGUUUGGAUAGUCUUCGGGAAGAAUCCUAUCAAAACAAUCGGUUCAUGAUAGAUAUCAAAACGCAUAUCCGGAUACAUCCUAAUAAAGAUGGCAAAACGUACUGGGUUCCUCCUGCAGGCUGCGUGGCCUACGAUGCGAAAGAGUUUGAUCCGUAUCCGCGACAGAUUUCUUCUUCGGGUUCGUUAAAAGACCAAUUAGCGAUGCUGUUACCAAGCCAGAUUCCCGGCUUCGAGAUGGAGUCGAAGAAAUGGGUGAAUUUGAACAUCAUGCAGACUGAAGAUGUGACAUGGAACCAAAAGGCGUUUGGGAGAUUGGUGUUGGAUGAACCUAGUAAAGAUCUGAUACGGGCUCUGGUGUCAGUACAUCUGGGCAAUAAAAUCACUGGGGAUAUCAUUGCUGGCAAAGGGAACGGAUUGAUCAUUCUCCUGCACGGCAGUCCGGGAGUCGGGAAAACUUUAACUGCAGAGAGUGUUGCCGAGUUGGCGGAGAAACCUUUGUAUCGCGUCACCUGCGGCGAUAUCGGGAAUAAGCCAGAUGAGGUCGAGAAAUACUUGCGCACCGUGCUGUAUCUCGGGAAAAUCUGGGACUGCGUAUUGCUCAUGGACGAAGCCGACGUAUUCCUCGAAGAGCGCACCAUGGCGGAUCUUCAGCGCAACAGUCUGGUAUCAGUAUUUCUUCGUGUUCUUGAAUCCUACGACGGCAUCCUCAUUCUUACCUCCAAUCGAGUGGGUUCCUUCGACGAAGCAUUCAAAAGCCGAAUCCAAGUAGCCCUUCACUACAAGCCGCUAAACCGCCAAUCCAGAAAGCAGAUCUGGCAGAACUUUUUCGAGAUGAUUGAGGAGGAAAACAGCGACGUGGAUGUCGGCGAGUUUGAGAGUCGGCUCGAUGAGCUCGCGAAAGAGGAAAUGAACGGAAGGCAGAUCCGCAACUGUCUGCAGACUGCGCAGCAGCUGUCCAAAUUCAAGGAAGAACCGCUUAGUUGGAGUAGCUUGUCGCAGACGAUCAAGACGGCAGCGAAUUUCCAGCGAUACUUGAAGGAGAUACAAGGGCAUAAUGAUGAGCAAUGGGCUAGGGAGGAGCAUCUUAGAUGA
Messenger RNA from Periconia digitata, 2974 nucleotides. Lineage: Eukaryota; Fungi; Ascomycota; Dothideomycetes; Pleosporales; Periconiaceae. The record is from the annotation of a GenBank genome assembly.